Molecule: messenger RNA, 4844 nt
Organism: Epinephelus fuscoguttatus (brown-marbled grouper)
Lineage: Eukaryota; Metazoa; Chordata; Actinopteri; Perciformes; Serranidae
Gene: adamts15a
Product: ADAM metallopeptidase with thrombospondin type 1 motif, 15a
Exons: 8
Coding region: 266-3100 (944 amino acids)
Biological process (GO): proteolysis; extracellular matrix organization
Molecular function (GO): metalloendopeptidase activity; zinc ion binding
Source: RefSeq, a predicted model, not a curated record
UUUUACACAUGACGAAAAUGCAUAAAGUCCACAGAAGGCAGCAGUCGACUCAGCACACACAGGUGGAGAAUGGGAAUGGGUCAUGACCAGGAGGAGUUUGCACUGAGUGGACUCGUACGACCUGCAUUGUUUUAGAAUCGUGCGCACUGGAUUAUGCUCUGCACCCUGAUCUGUGGCUCUCACCGCUUCCACUGAGCUUGCAGAUUCAUUAUCGUUUUGUUUUCUCUGAUGGUCAUUGCAUUCUUUAUUGAAUGCAAACAUCGUCAUGUUUAUCAGAACAACUUUUCUCCUCUGCUUUGUGGUCUCGCUCUCAAAACUUGUUCGGUGCAUGGAAAGUGAACUCUGCUUCCCUAUUAGAUUGGAUAACCAUGACAGGAGGGAUUUUGACAACGACGUGGAUAUCCUUAAUGAAAAAAGUGUCCUAAAAAUAAGAGCUUUUCAGCAGGAAUUAGUGAUUGAUUUACACCAGGACUCUAAUUUCAUAGCCCCUUCCAUUUCUAACCAAGACGCAUUCUGGCUCUCCAACGCCGAUGUUACCACUGACCUGAGCCGGUGUUUUUACUCCGGAUAUGUGAAUGCUGACCCACAUUCUUACGCUGCUUUGAGCCUCUGUAAGGGUUUACAAGGUGCAUUUGGCUUCCACGGCUGGGAAUAUUUCAUCAGCCCGGUGCAAAAUGACACCACAAGCGCGGAAGGCGCGCACAUCAUCCGGCGCAGAACCAGCAACAACCUGAAGCUUAAUUCAACCUCUAGGUGCGCAGUGGACAGCGACAUAAGUCUCCAGGUUGCGCAAUUGUUGGAGAAAUACAAGCGACUGCAAGAUUACAGCAAUGUGACCGAAACGAUGCUGAGGAGGAUGGGGAGAUCCAAAAGGUUCGCUUCAAUCCCCCGGUUCGUGGAGACGCUCGUGGUGGCGGACGAGUCCAUGGCGAAGUUCCAUGGAGAUGACCUAAAACACUACCUCUUGACAUUGAUGUCAGUGGCAGCGAGACUCUACAGACACCCCAGUAUUCUCAAUUCCAUCAACAUCUUAGUUGUGAAGAUCGUCAUUUUAUACGAGGAGGACAAAGGACCCAAAGUGUCCGGGAACGCAGCCAUGACACUGCGAAACUUUUGCACUUGGCAAAAAAAGAUGAACAAAAACAACGACAAGCAUCCAGACUACUGGGACACAGCAAUCCUCUUCACUCGACAGGACCUGUGUGGAGCCUCCACCUGUGACACUCUCGGCAUGGCAGAUGUUGGCACCAUGUGCGAUCCGAAGAGAAGUUGCUCAGUGAUCGAAGACGACGGCCUACCUUCAGCCUUUACCACUGCUCAUGAGCUCGGACACGUGUUCAACAUGCCACACGACAACGUGAGGGCCUGUGAGGAUGUGUUUGGGAAACUGCAAGACAACCACAUGAUGUCUCCCACUCUCAUUCAAAUCAACCGCACCAGCCCCUGGUCCCCCUGCAGCGCUGCCAUCAUCACUGAAUUCCUGGACAGCGGGCAUGGGGAAUGUUUGCUCGACCAGCCUCAAAAACCAUUGGUCCUCCCUGACGUGCUGCCGGGAGCAUCCUACAUCCUCGACCGUCAGUGUGAGCUUGCGUUCGGAGAAGGCUCCAAGCCCUGUCCCUUUAUGCAGCCACCAUGCGGCCGUCUGUGGUGCACAGGGAAGUCAAAUGGCCAUUUGGUGUGUAUGACGCGGCACUUCCCCUGGGCGGAUGGCACCCAGUGUGGGGAAAAUCAGGUCUGCGACCGAGGGGUCUGCUCCGAAAAACGGAUCCAAAACGCGAGGGUGGACGGCCGCUGGGGGAAAUGGGGUCAGUUCGGUUCCUGCUCACGCACAUGUGGAGGCGGCGUCCAACUAUCUAAGAGAGAGUGUAACAACCCUGUUCCGUCACACGGGGGUAAAUACUGCCAAGGGGUUCGGGUCAAAUACCGCUCCUGCAACCUGAACCAAUGCCCUGACACAGGUAAGACUUAUCGUGAUGAGCAGUGUGAGACCAGUGGCCGCAAUUUCAACAGCAACCGCAUCGACCCCUCUGUGGUGUGGGUACCCAAGUACUCCGGAGUGUCCAUGGAUGACAGGUGUAAACUCAUCUGCAGGGCUAACGGCACUGGCUACUUCUACGUCCUGGCACCCAAGGUUGUAGAUGGGACGCCAUGCUCCCCAGACUCCACGGGAGUUUGUGUCCAAGGGAAGUGCAUCAAGGCCGGCUGUGAUGGAAAAAUUGGCUCCACCAAGAAGUUUGAUAAGUGUGGAAUCUGUGGUGGUGAUAGCAAGGGCUGCAAGAAGGUGUCAGGACUCUUCACAAAGCCCGAGCACGGCUACAACUUUGUGGUCAUGUUACCAGUGGGUGCAGCCAACGUAGACAUCCGUCAACGAGGCUACCAGGGAAUGAGGAACGAUGACAACUAUCUGGCGGUUAAAAACAGCGAGGGCCAAUACCUGCUCAAUGGGAACUACAUAGUCUCAGCUGGAGAGAGGGACAUCAUUGUAAAGAAAAGCCUGCUGCGUUACAGCGGCACAGCCGGCACCUCUGAGACCCUGCAGGCUGUGAAGCCCUUGGGAGAAUCCUUGACUGUGGAGGUGCUGUGUGCAGGCCAAAUGACGCCUCCUCGCAUCCGCUACUCCUUCUACAUCGCCCGUCAAACCAAGGAGGACAAGACUCUGAAGAAGGAAGGGCGUGUGAACUCCCAUAACAGUGUCCUGGCUGAGGAUAGCAUCAAGGAGAAGGGGACGGACACCCUGAAGAAGUCUUACAGCAAGGAGGAUACUGCUCUUGGGAAAUGGAUAUCCGCAAGCUGGGACCAGUGCUCAGUGACCUGCGGUAAUGGGAUCCAGAGGAGGCUGGUGCAGUGUCUGAGACCGGACGGGAAGCCAGGGUUGGACUGUGAUCCUUCACAAAGACCUUCAGCCACCAUGGUUUGUGGAGACCCCUGUCCUGAGUGGCAAAUCGGGCAGUGGUCACCUUGCUCCAGAACCUGUGGGAAGGGAUUCAAGAGACGGCCGUUACAAUGCAAAACCCAAACUGGGCAUCUGCUUCCAAGGGACCAUUGCACUGGCUUACGCAAGCCACAGGAGCUGGACUUCUGUAACCUAAGGCCUUGCUAGUGACUAAAACCCAUAAACUAUGUUCAUAUUUUAAAUGGACUGAGCUGAAUCAACCUGCAAGUAUCUCACACAACAUGUCUCACAGAUGCAGUUUUCCACCUGCAUAACGGGACACUUGCUUGGAAGAAGAAUAUUGGAAGGAGAGUGAAAGCCGCAGGAUAAAUGCUGGAAGAUACUUUUGACUGCCAUCACUCUGACUUCAAAAGACACGAUCCAGGUCUAACUCUAAAGGCAGAAUAACAUGACAGAAGGUCAAAUACAAUGUAUUCGAAUCCCCUGAGCUGUCUGCAGAUAAAGAAUGCCCAUUUGCAAACAAUCAAUCUAGUUUACCUUAUGAGUCUGGAACCCAUUUCAUGUCAUAAUAUUUCAGCCGUUCAGGUUUCAAAGUUUUAGUUGAGUCUUGCAAAAAGAUCAGCGAAGCCUUCUGGUUGUCCAAAAAAAUGACAGGAUUGAUGCACAUAACUUUUUAUAAACUGGACGAAAACACAAAGUCCAUAAUACUUCACACAGAGAGGGAGAAUCCACUUUAUGACUGACAUUAUGAGCAAACUUUAUCUGCCAUUUUAUAGGUGUUCUUUUCAGGGAAUCUUUAAAAAUCAUGGAAUUGAUUCAGAAAUGAAACAGGCCACAUAAUUUAUGUUGUUGUACAGAUGUGGCCUUACUGCUGCAUUGUUUAUACAAUGCAAAUAUAUAUGCACAUAUAUUAGCUCUCUUGCUCAGCAGCUAUGGUAAAUCAAAGUUGAUACAAGAUUGGAUAGAUUUCUACAGCAACCAUUGUGUUUUGAACAUCUUGUCCUCCAAAAACUUUCAAAGAAACAAACAAUAGUGAUGCAGCCAGCAUUUCUCCUCCAACACUAGGAAGCUUUAGAUGUUGAUUUUGUGCAGACUUCACUCAGCGCCAGUCAUGGAAACAGUUUAAACUAGAAUCUGAAGUCACACUGGUAGCUUUCAUGACAGAUCUGACUAAACAAAGCAGGGCAUGAGACAAUAGCCAGUGGUCCCUGUUAGCUGGUGUGGUUGCCAGCGGAGGGAUUUCGUCAGGCUGCACCUAACAUUGCACUGCUCAUCUGAGAUAAGGGCUCAACCUGAUAUCACACUCACAUGCAGACACACACACUCACAUGCUGUGUUCAAUUCCCACCUCCUGUGUCCAACACGUUUGAUUGCUUCCUUCAUUUCCUCUAUCAUUCGACCACAACGAUUGUCCUCUCGGUUUAUGGUGUUCAGCCAUGUUGAGUCAGGCCUGUCUGGCACAGUUACCACAGAUAAUUUAUUAUCAAUGAAACAAUAAAGCAGAGAGGCGAAGAAAAACUGGCAAGCCUUCGGUCAUGCUGUACAGAAUGUGUGUUUUCCCGGAUCUCCUCCUUCAUGGCCCCACAGCUCGAGCCAAGCUGUUCUUUCUACACUCUCGAUGAAAUCCUGUAAUCUAUUAUACUCUUGUUGUGUUUCUUGAAGGGGCCACAUUGUCCAGUCCAACAUCCAACUACAGGAUGGAUCCUGCGUCGGUUGGAUUAUUAUUUCUGUUUUGUUUUUUUUAAUCAGCUUUUGCACUUUGUACAGCAAAAGAAACCUAUGACCUACAUGGGCUGUCUUAUAUACUAUGUAUAUAUUUAUUCAGCUCGGUGCAAAAAAUAAUGUAAAUAUUUUUUAAAUCUUUUUUUUUUUUUUUUUUUUUUUACACAGGCAUUUGUAAUUGUCUUUGACUUAAGUGUAUUUAUUCCAAAAAUAAAGCCAUUCAUGAACA